Messenger RNA from Tricharina praecox, 576 nucleotides. RefSeq lists its product as uncharacterized. Bases 65 to 487 code for a protein of 140 amino acids. Lineage: Eukaryota; Fungi; Ascomycota; Pezizomycetes; Pezizales; Pyronemataceae. The transcript has 2 exons. The record is from RefSeq and is a predicted model, not a curated record.
CUACAUUAUCCUUAUCCGCUUACAACUAUCUCGAUAACAGAUAACUCCACCAACCGCCACACCCAUGUAUUUUACCACUCCGCUCCUUCUACUCACGGCUCUUUCCAUGAGCCUCGUAUCGUCACACCCAUCUCCCGACGCUGCCGCCAUCGCCGAAGCCGCCCCGGGCGUCAAGGUCGAGCGUGACGCCGCAGCCGUCCCAGGCGUGAAGCGUGAAAACAUCAGCCCAAUCCUUGCCCGCGACGACGACGACGGCCACAUGCUCCAGAAGCGGGCCUGCAAGAACAACGGUUGCAAAUGCCGUCCCGGGACGAAGCAGGGCCAAUACUGCUGGGCUUGCAAUGCGGUCAGGAGCGCCGGAAAUCUAAACGCAUAUCCCUCUCCCCAUACCGGGUGGAUCUUUGAGUGCGCGCCCAGCGGGGGUUGCUGCGCGUAUGGUCCUAGGGGUAGUUGCGCGGGAGGUAAAGCCAAUCCUUGUGGUGCUUGAGGGAUAGUGCUUCCACCACCCCCCACCGUGCAAUAGUUGAUGUGGUGGUUUUAUUGAGACUUAGGGGAAGUAUUUAGCUUGGAUAGGUG